This is a messenger RNA of Heterobasidion irregulare TC 32-1, 444 nucleotides long. RefSeq lists its product as uncharacterized. NCBI's taxonomy places the organism in Eukaryota, Fungi, Basidiomycota, Agaricomycetes, Russulales, Bondarzewiaceae. The coding region runs from base 1 to 444 and encodes 147 amino acids. The record is from RefSeq and is a predicted model, not a curated record. The transcript is spliced from 4 exons.
AUGGCCGACUCCAAUGAUCAAGCCUGUGUCGAUUGUGCUCCUUCUAGGGAUCUCUUUUCACAAAUACAGGAUAAUACAGCCACGAAGAUCUACGACCCAAUAGACCCGACUACUUUCGUACCGCCGACGCCUGGCUCCCCGCCCAGCGUCGCCAUUGAAUACUGUGACCGAUGUCGGUGGCUUCACAGGGCGACAUGGGUAUCAACUGAGCUAUUCCUGACAUUUCCUGCGCCCGCCCUAAAAGGCGUGACGAUAAUUCCUCUCAAUUCCGAGGAGACAUCUGGUCGUUUUCGUGUAUGGUUGACUUUGGAUCAGGAGCCGACCCCUAUUCUGGUAUGGGACCGCAAGGUGGAGGGGAAGUUCCCUGAACUGAAAGAGCUGAAACAGCGUAUUCGAGACCAUAUCCAGCCAGGGAAGUCGCUGGGGCACUCGGACAAGAAGUGA